Molecule: messenger RNA, 903 nt
Organism: Pangasianodon hypophthalmus (striped catfish)
Lineage: Eukaryota; Metazoa; Chordata; Actinopteri; Siluriformes; Pangasiidae
Gene: urahb
Product: urate (5-hydroxyiso-) hydrolase b
Exons: 5
Coding region: 215-571 (118 amino acids)
Biological process (GO): purine nucleobase metabolic process
Molecular function (GO): hydroxyisourate hydrolase activity
Source: RefSeq, a predicted model, not a curated record
UUCCGAGUGAGCGGGCAAGCUGGCCAGAUAAACAUUGCAUCUUUCUGCACAACAAAGUCAGCACGAAUCCAGCCCAAAAUUUGUACUCAAACAUCAUACACCAUUUCAGUUACAUCAGAUAUCACCACUUCAUCGUCAGAGGGACUACAAGAGGAAAAAGGAUUCAGGACUGAUUUAUUUUUAUUUUUUGUCUUGCUGAACAGAUACGUUUGAGAUGGAUAGUCCUCUUGUUACCCAUGUGCUGAACACUGCAGAUGGGGUUCCUGCAGCACGCAUUGCCCUCAGUCUGCAUCGUCUAGACCCUCAGAUGGCCCUCUGGAACCUUAUCACUACUGGAACCACAGAUGAGAAUGGCCACUGUCCAGGGCUAAUCACCAGACAAGAUUUCACCGUAGGGAUGUACAAAUUACGUUUUGAGACUGGACAGUAUUGGGAAAGUUUGGGCCAGACCAGCUUUUACCCAUAUGUAGAGAUUGUCUUCACAAUAACAGACCUGGACCAGAGGUUUCAUGUGCCUCUACAUCUCAGCAGAUACACAUACAGUGUCUACAGGUGUAGCUGUAGGCAGUAGUAGGCACCUGAUUCAGCUGAUUCGGCUAGUUGAAAGAACUUUUUUGAGACGUGUACAUCCUUUUCUCUUUGUAACACACCAAAUUCAGCCUUGGUAAUGACCUGGUGAGUUGAGUCUAGUGUAUUAACUCCUAAAAUGUGUAGUGAUGUGGUUUUGAGACCUUGAUUUUUCUGUCUGCUGUAAAGAUUGACCAAUCUACAAGCUUUUUUUUAUUGCUUUUCUUUUUAAAUGGACUGUCCAUAUGGUGUUAGAAUACAGCACUACACAUAUGAAAGUUAACAUUUUUUGUAAAGGGUACUGAAAGUAACGAAUAAAUAAACUUUUCUACCUGG